CACCCUAAAGGUUAAAUACUUAUUGUGGACCGAGACUAAGAACAAAAUCAUGAUUGGCUAUCGCCGCUAACUUUCGCCGCGCGGCAUAUUGCCGCGUUCUUUGUAUAUAUGGAAGUCAUUAUGAUAAAAAGUUUAUUACAUGUAAAAACUUUAAUAAAUAGUAAAAGAAUUUAAAAAUAUUUAUUUGUAAAUACUAUAUAAUAAUCAUUCGGUUAUAUGCUAUUGAAUUUUUACGCAGUACUUUAAGUAGGUUUUAUCCUACCUAACCUCUAGAUAAAUACUAUGGAUAUAGAAGCUUCUAUAGCUGAACGCUUACAGAAAUUAAAGCAAUGGCAAAUAGAACAACAAGAAAAAUUAUUAAAACAGCAGCAAACACAAAGGGAGAUUUUAAGUCAUGAACAGGACCAAAUUUAUAAAGUAUUUGGUUUACCAAUACAUGAGAUUGAUAUAACUGAAGAUUCAAAAAAUUUAUAUAUAAUGAACAAAGAAAUAGGUGUAGAAAAAACUGAUAAUACUUUAAUGCUUCAGUAUGAUACAAAAAAUUUGGAUAAUGUAUCAGGGAUAAUUGAUAAAGAAGUAUUAGCAAAUUCUAAUCUAUUGUACAAAACUUGUGAUGACGAGCAAAAUGAAUCAAAAUGCAUUUCUACAAUUGUUGAUAAAAAUAUAAAUUCUAUGGAAGAUUACAAGUGUAGUAUUUUGUCACAAAAAGAAGAAUUAAAUGAUUCAUCAAUAGAAGGAAUAAAGCCACUCUUGUCCAGUAAUACUUUAAAUAAGUAUGUUUUAAUUGAAGAUAUUCCUCUUUCUGCAUCUAAAAAAGAUUUUCAAAUGUUAUUAGAAGAGAAAUUGAAAAAAGACUCAGAAAUUAUGCCAAGUGUACAUAGUGACAUGAAAAUUAAGCCAAAGAAGCCAUUUCUAAAGAAAGGUCAAGGAUUGUUAAGAUUUAAAAUAUCUACAAAUUUAUCCUCCAACAACAAAAAAAAGCAUAGCACAUUCUUAACCUCCAAUAUACAUCUUAAUAGAAAUGAUAAAAGCAAGAAAUCUACUAUACACAAACAUGUACUUCCAAAAACUAAUGUUUCUGUUACAAAUGAAAAACAACAAUUGAACUUAAAUACUGUUUCAUUACCGAAAAGUAAGAUUAUUAAUAAAUCUAUUACUCCUACUGACCAAAUUAUGUAUAAUAUUAUUUCUAAUGAGUCAAAAUAUUUACCAGAAAUCAAAGAGAAUAUUACAAAUUUUUCAAAAUUUGAUUCAAAAAUAGAAAAAGAAUUAGAGGAAGUAAGAAUAUUUGAACUUUUGGAAGAAAAGGCAGAAAAUUCUAGUUUUUGUUCAACAUCAAGCACAGUACUUGCAUUUUUGCAACAGUCCACACCAUUUAAAAUAAAAAACAGAUUAAAUCAAGCACAAGCAAAAGAAAAGAUAGAAAAGCAAAAUGAUGAACAAACAAAUGAUACAGUUGAACAGAAGCCAAUAGUUCAACAAAUUGCACCCAUUCAAAAUUCAAAAUUGAGUAUACAAUGCUCAGAGCAAUUCGAUUUCCAUAAACAUUCUCAUAUUAAUGUUGCUACUGAUUUUUAUUGGAAUACUAAAACUGUUGAUAACGUGCAAAAAGAGGUACAGGACCAAUUUAUAUCUGUAGAUCAAGAAUUACAAAAUAAUGAAGCAUACAUAAAUAAUUUAAAAAAUCAUGAUACAUCUGUUAUGGCAAUAUUAUCAAAUGAUGAAAAGAAUAUUUCUGAAAAUGAUCAUGAUUUAUAUGAUACAUAUGAUAAUGAAACAGAUGGUAAUCAUCGUGUUAGAUUUUCAGAAUAUAAUGAGUGUAGAACUAUAGACAUAUCUGACAUGACAAAUAAUCCUUCUUUGAAGGAUUAUUUUGAGCAAAAUUCUAAUGAUCAUUCUGUUGAUACAGAGACGGAGUCGUCUAAUGUUGAAAAGUUGUCAUUUAAUUAUGAAGAACAAAUUAAUAAUUCUUUUCAAAAAAAUAUCAAUGAAAAAAUAGUUGAUAUUUCCAAUUCAUUGCAGCAAGAUGAAGAUAUGUGUUCUGAUAAAGAGUAUAAUUCAAUAAUGAAAGAAAUUGAUCAUGCAUCUGAUGAAGAACAAUCAAUUUUGUCAUCUCCAGCAUCGUCAUCAUCAUUGUCGUUAAGCAAUCAGCACCUAAGUACAUACAAAAAAACGAAAGUAAGAAGAAAGCCAGAAAAAAUAACGGAGAAAAUAGCGAAAAUAUAUUUGAAUACAAAAGAAAUUGAUCCUUAUUCGUUUGAAGAGCAAAUGAAUAAAACAGAUACUUUUGAGACAGAGAUUUUAAAAAGUAACUUAUUAGAACUCGAAAAAGAAAUAGGUAUAUUUCGAAAGGAAAGUUCAGCCUUAUUACUUCAACGUCGAAAACUACAAGCAGAUGAAACAAUACUACAUAAAAAAUAUGUGGAGAAAGAAAGGAAUUUUGAAGAAAAUAAAAAAAGAAUUCAAAAUCAAUUAGAAAACGAAAAAAAGAAAGUGGCACGUCAGAAAGUUGCAAUGGAGAAUAGAAUUCGUGAUGCACAAGAGAAGGCAAGGCAAAAUAAAAUGGAAAGACAAAAAGUGCAAAAUCUACAAGAACAAUUGGAACAAUUGAGAGCUGAAUUGAACAUCAAAGAGAGCAGAUGGAACGCCAUUGAAUCUAGGUAUAAAAGUGAACUUCGUGUAUUACAGAUAGAAAUUUCAAAGUUGAAACAAGAAAUUGUAAAUUUACAGAAUAUUAGAAAAAUAAAUGUUAAAAAUUUUAGAAAAAGCACAGGGCAAGUAAUUACAAAAGCUAUUAAUCAAAUUAACAAACGCGUCAUGGCUUCACCCAAAAAAUCUCCGAUAAAAAUGUGUCAAAAUUUAUCGGAUGCUUUAUUAGAUAUUUCCGUCCAUGAUAAUAAUGAAGAAGAUGCAUAUAAAGAUAAAAACAAAUCAAUAAAAUCGAGUGCAACUAAUAUGAAUAAUGGCUUUGGACAAAUAGAGGCUAAUAUAUCUUUAAAUAAAGCAACGUCUAGACGAAUUGAUAUUGAAUCGCAGUCUGAAUGUGAUAAAAAGUUCAGAAGAAAACGUAAAAAAAAACGACAUUUAUAUGAAAAUUUACUGAAAGAUGUAACAUCAGAUUUGGAAAGAGAAAAUCAACACCCGUUUGAUAUAAAGCAAAGUAUGUUGAAUGACUCUCAAUCGAUAGUUACGCAAAUACAAAAUUUAGAUAUGGAAAGCAACGAUAAAUCCUAUUUCAGUAAUUCAAACAAAGAGUUUAUGCAUAAAAUAGAUUGCGCUACGAAUAAUGUACAGAAUUACAUUAAUGGAUCACAUGAAGUAUAUCAUAACUUAAACGAAAAUGACAUAAAGAUUCAGGAUGGAACAUCAUUGGAGAAAAAUUUAUCUUCCCCCUCCUUACUACAAAAUAGUAAGAUGAAAAACAUUGUAAAACAGAUUCAAUAUUCUGAUGGACAUAUAGAGUAUUGGUAUCCGAAUGGUAAUAUCAAGAAAAUUUUCCCUGAUCAAGAAAUUACAAAAAUGAUUUAUUAUAACGGAGAUGUUCGUGAAACUGACAAAAAUGGAAAAAUAAAAUAUUUUUACUCCAUAACUCGAACAUGGCAUACAACUACUCCUGAUGGUUUAGAGAUUCUAGAAUUUCCUGAUGGUCAAGUGGAAAAGCGUAUGUCUGAUGGCACUGUGGAAGUGUUGUUUCCGGAUGGCGUUAUACAAUUAGCACAAACAGAUGGUACAGAGAAGUGGUUAUUACCAGAUGGAACAAUAGCACAAACUUUUAUUAAUGGUGACAAGAUUUUGACUUUAUCAAAUGGCCAAAGAGAAAUUCACACAAAUGCACAUAAGAGACGAGAAUAUCCUGAUGGUACUGUGAAAUUAGUAUAUGCAGAUGGUACUCAAGAAACGCGUUAUUCUAGUGGACGGAAACGGUUGAGAGAUAAAUAUGGUAAUCUUUUAAUGGACUUGUAUGAUGUAUAAGUUUUAUCAAAAAAUUUUUGUAAUGAAACUCAAUAUAAAUUGUAAGUCAAUGCAUGCUGAAUGCUGAAGUAUAUAUAAUAUAAUUAAUCACGUAUUAGCA
Molecule: messenger RNA, 4072 nt
Organism: Pogonomyrmex barbatus (red harvester ant)
Lineage: Eukaryota; Metazoa; Arthropoda; Insecta; Hymenoptera; Formicidae
Gene: Sas-4
Product: spindle assembly abnormal 4
Biological process (GO): centriole elongation; cilium assembly
Cellular component (GO): centrosome; centriole
Molecular function (GO): tubulin binding
Source: RefSeq, a predicted model, not a curated record